UUCACAGUCUCAUCACAAGGAUAAUAUUCGAAGCUUUUUUUACUUUAGUAGUUGAGGAAUCUCUCAAAUAAGUUUAUUUGAAACUAUUCUUGCAGUAUUUAUCCCGCAUGGUAUUUCAAUCAUCCGAAACUAUAUAUAUACCUCACUCUCUUCUAUUACUAAAGCACCAAAAUUCACAUCAAUGUGGGGUUCAUCCAAAAACACCUCCAUCAUAUAUAAUUUACAUGCAUAUCAAUAUUAAAGAGACACACAACAAUUGAUGAUUAUUUUAAAGCCAGCUUCCCACUACUAGCAAUCAUUUCAAACCCAUCAAUCUCUCCACAAUCUCACAAAACCCUCCUUUUAUGCUACCAUCUCUCAGCUUCCCUCCCUCCCUUAAAUACCUUCAACACCAGUGACAUAAAAUUCAAACAACUGGUUGCAAAAACAGACACUUAUUUUUCAAGGUCUCUUAACCAUGUCCAGCAUUAGUACAGGGGUGCUCUCAGCUGACCCUGCAGCUGAUAAGAUACACAAGAAAUCCUUCCACCGAAGGAACGAUUCGGGUGAGCUCGAUGUGUUUGAAGCUGCAAGGUACUUCUCUGGAUACAAUGAAGCUCCCAGCAGCCAUAACAACAACAACACCAACACGUCGACGUUUUCGCAGAAGAUGAUGAAAGAAGACAGAUCAUGGAGAGGAGGCAGAAUUAGCCUUGACAUUCCUAUUAGACACAUGCUUCAUCAUCCUCAACAGCACCCUCAUCAUCAUCACCAUCAUCAUCAUGUGGUGGUGGAAAAGCAAAACGUCAAAGACAAGAAAUACAAGCAGCCGAGCUCUCCAGGUGGGAGACUAGCUAGCUUCUUGAAUUCUUUGUUCAACCAAUCAGCAUCUAAGAAGAAGAAGUCAAAAUCCAGUACCACGCAGUCCAUGAAAGACCAUCAUGAGGAGGAGAGUCCUGGUGGAAGGAGGAGAAGGAGGAGCAGCAUUAGUCAUUUUCGAAGCUCGAGCACCGCAGAUGCCAAGUCCAUAUAUUCUUCAUCAAGUUCAGGUUUCAGAACACCUCCUCCGUACAAUUAUGGACAAACAGCAGCCUCAAAGAGCUGCAAAGACUUGAGAAGCUAUUCAGAUCACAAGCAGCAAAACCUGCAGCAGCAGGUGGUGUCUUUGUCAAAGUACAAUACUAAUGGACAAGUAAAAUCCACAGCAGCCUUGCAAUAUGAGGAGGUGGUCCUGGAUGACAAGAAAUCAAACAGAGAACUGUCUUGGUUGGAUCACGAGAAAUUCAAAUACAGUAAUGGGUUGUCAGAGAAGUACAAGAUUAGUUCAGAUCAGGAUCACAAGGGGUUGCUUAAAAGGCUCAGUGAGGUUGUUGAUGAUGAUGAUUAUGAUGAAGGUGCAGAUAGUGAUUCAAGCUCUGAUCUUUUUGAGUUGCAGAACUAUGACUUGGGUUGUUACUCAAGCGGCUUGCCCGUGUAUGAAACUACAAAUGUGGAGAACAUCAAGAUCAGAUCAUCAGGAACACCAAUUUCCAAUGCCUCAUCCUGAUGUUUAAUAUUUAUUCCAUUGCCAGUUGAUAUGUGACAUGAUAUAAAAUUAUGUUAGAUAUUGGAUUAUGCAUUUGUGGUUGAGAGAAGGAAAUUGAAUUUCCUAGAUUUUGCUUCUUUGUUUUUAUUUCUCUUACCUUCUCUCUGAAAGUUAAUCUUCCAAUGUUUUUUUCUCUGUAUGUACAGCUCAGAAUGUUUGUUUGUC
Prunus dulcis (almond) is the source of this 1729-nucleotide messenger RNA. RefSeq names its product protein BIG GRAIN 1-like E. The coding region runs from base 458 to 1525 and encodes 355 amino acids. NCBI's taxonomy places the organism in Eukaryota, Viridiplantae, Streptophyta, Magnoliopsida, Rosales, Rosaceae. The transcript has a single exon. The record is from RefSeq and is a predicted model, not a curated record. Gene Ontology annotation, biological process: auxin-activated signaling pathway.